Molecule: messenger RNA, 2916 nt
Organism: Mycotypha africana
Lineage: Eukaryota; Fungi; Mucoromycota; Mucoromycetes; Mucorales; Mycotyphaceae
Product: Frag1/DRAM/Sfk1 family-domain-containing protein
Exons: 9
Coding region: 1-2916 (971 amino acids)
Biological process (GO): GPI anchor biosynthetic process; fungal-type cell wall organization
Cellular component (GO): endoplasmic reticulum
Molecular function (GO): catalytic activity
Source: RefSeq, a predicted model, not a curated record
AUGGCUGAAAAGUCCACAGUUCAAUCAACUACCGGCCCUGAGCCUUUCAUUAUUAAGAAAAUAGGAGCCAAGUAUGUCGCUUAUGCUCAUACAUUGUGUGCCUACAGCGCGUUUUUCGUUGCACUGAUUGUUGCUUGUUAUACACACUACUAUAAAAUUGUGCAGAAUGAGUAUUUUGGAUAUCCUGACGAAUGGUUCCCUAGUGUUAGUGCCACUACGGGCGAUAGAUACCCUGCCCGUGCAAUUUUCCAAAUUUUGAUCGCAUUAACGUCUGGACCUAGAUUUGCACUUCUUUUGUUAUGGUUUUUUUAUUCGACGUAUUCAGCAAAGACAGUGACAAAAGGAUAUGGAUUGGUUCUGUUAAUUGUUGGGAUUAUACGUACAGUCGCCUGUGGCGGAUUUGUUUACAUCACAUCCACAGAUGAUCAUUUAACGCACGAUAUCAUGAUGAUCUUAUAUCUGUUAUGUACUGUACCAUGGCAAGUGGGUGUACUUUAUGCUACUGAGAACCCUGUAGCUGUUCGUUGGAGAAAAUUCAUUACAACAGCAUUUUUCACAACUUUACCACCAAUGAUUUACUUCUUUAUUCAGCACAAAGUGAACAGAGUUCCUGGAGCUUAUACAACUUAUGCUUUCUUUGAGUGGUCCCUUAUCUUGUUUGAUGUAGCUUAUGAUGCGGUUUCAGCUAUUGAGUUCCAAAAUUUUGAACUGUCAAUCGUUGAUAAAAAUGGAAUCUCUCCUCUUGCACAAUCCUCUUCAGUCCCUUUCGUUUCCAAUCCUGAGGGAAAUAUUGCACCAUCAACUUUACGUACAAUUACUACUUUUGUCGGCUUUGUCACUGAAACCUACUUGGCAUAUAUUUUUUGGUCAAUGCUCACUUCAUUGGCUCUGUUGAUAUGGUAUUUUCCAUUAUGGUAUAUGGGUAUUUCGGGAUUCGAAGCAUUCUUAUUUAUCACUCUCAUGCCUGUCAUUCUGGGCAUUACACCGCUCAGACGUUUAAUUGCCAAAUACCGCGGCAUUUUCCACUUCAUCUCGUUGAUCGGUAUUGCUUCCUAUCUUAAGCAAGAUCCCGUCUGGCGUUUAUCUUUAACAGCAGCGGGUAUUGGGUUGAGUGCAACUACAUGGGUUGCAACAUGGCUCGAAUCCAAGAAACAUACUGGGGAACUGGAAAGAUCUGUGCUUAUUUGGAGCCUAGGCUUAGUAAUGCAUAAUGUUGUGAAAAUGGCAUGGUUUACCGAAAACCCUAUCUGGCCUAUUAUGAACAAAGUCAAUGGUGGUUGGAACGAUAUUGGUAUUGUAUUAGGUAUUAUUGCUUCUGCUGAAGUUUUGAUCCGUGAUGGUACCGUACGCAAAGCUAUUGAAUCAGGCAAGGGCCUUGGUUCCUUAGAUUACCGCGUGGAAACAAAACAAUUUGGUAGCUCGUUGAUGGCGGCUACUGGCUUUGGUUCUCUUCUAUUUGCUCUUCAUUCUAUGUACACAGAUUCUUCCACUAUCAUGCGUUGGACAGUAGACGGUUAUCCCAACCAUGGACCCGAACCAGUACCUUGGGGCGCUGUUACCAUUUCUUUUCUUGUCGUCGGCUUAAUUUUAUCUCCCUAUCGUCGCUUAACCACUAGUUUUAUUUGGUAUGCUGUCGGUUGCUGUGCCUGCACUGCUUUCUAUUAUUUCUCUGCUUGGACUGCUUAUUAUGCUGGUCUCGUCUUGGGUGCCUACUUGUUGUCUAUUACACCUGCUCUUGUCCGUGGUAUAUCUACUCAAAGUCCAUUAAAGUCCUUGUUUACAGCCUUCAUGACGUAUAAUAUCUUAUGUCUAGCUCAUGUAUGGGUUGUAGCCUAUGAAUUUGUUCCAGGCGGUGUAUAUGCUCGUGAGCAUACGGACAUAAUUCUCGCAACGAUGAUGGCAUUGAUUGGUUUGGGUGUCUUGAAUGCAAACCAACAAGCUAUGUUGGAUGUGCACAACAAGUUGGCACAGUUUCAUAUCCUAAAACAAGCACGCUCUAUGUCUCGCGUUUUUGGUGUUGGUUUCAUUGCUGUUUCUGCUGUAAUUGCUGCUAAUCGUGUCGCUAGAGCAAAGACGCCUGUACCUUAUACAACGUCUGAGAAAUCAUUUACAGCAGGUAUUUGGACUAUUCAUUUCGCACUUGAUAACGAUAUGUGGGCUAGUGAGAAUAGAAUGCGGGAUGCUAUUCGUGAUUUGGAAUUGGAUGUUGUUGGUUUGCUGGAAUCAGACACUAUGAGAAUUAUCAUGGGCAAUCGUGAUUGGGCUCAAUCUAUUGCAGAAGAUUUGGGUUACUAUCUAGAUUAUGGACCAUCAAGUAUGAAGCAUACCUGGGGCUGUCUUAUGCUAUCUAAAUUCCCUAUUAUCAAAUCCACGCACCAUCUUUUGCCAUCUCCAGUCGGUGAACUUGCUUGUGCCAUACACGCUACUUUGGAUGUUUAUGGUCAACCUGUCGAUUUCAUUGUCUCCCACAACGGUCAAGAUGAAAACUACAACGAUCGAAUUCAGCAGACGACAGAAUUGGCUAGAAUCAUGCGUACCAGCCCCAAUCCCUUCGUAUUUUUGGGUUAUGUUGUGACAAAACCAAAACAAGAAAUAUAUCAUCUCCUGUUUGACGGUGGUGAUAUGAAUGAUAUUGAUCCAUCUGAUUGGGAUCGUUGGUGCCAAUAUAUCGGCUAUCGUGGCUUACGUCGUGUUGCUUAUGCUCGUGUCAGUCAUGGACGUAUUACAGACACUGAAAUUCAAACAGGUAAAUUCCAGGUUGUGUCAAAUCCUAAAGAAUACUGGAAGGCUAGCUAUAAUAUGAUUGAUGAAUCGCAAGUACCCGAAGCACUAAGAUAUCCUUCCAUGUUCCGCGGCUCUGGUACCCGUGGUCAUCGUUAUCACGUCUUCAACGAACCUCGUUAUUUCGCAAACUAA